GGCGUAUCAUGAGGUAGACUUGCAGUCAUAAUUACUGGUGCAUGUGUGCGAAGCUGUUCAUAAGCAUCAUACCCAAUCUGACAUUCAUCUCUGGCACAUUUUUAGCGAUUUGUUUCGAGAUAAUGAAGUCACGUCCAGUCGUGGCUAAAGAUGCAUGUGAAUUGCACAAGAUUACCUGUAAGGCUCUGACAUAUCCAGAAUAUAUAUUCCUGUUUUUCUGCUCCAUAGAUUUCUCAUUAUCCUCCUGUAUUACUUCUUCUACAAUCUCCAAACAACAAAAAAUUAUUAGUAUCAGAAGACUGCAAACUCAAAACCCACCAAUCCCACUUGCUACCACAUCUUCGAUAAUAGAUCCAGCAUGCCAGGCCACCGUUCUCAUAAUCAUCAAACCCCUCACCGUGGAUCCGAACCCAAACAUCGAUCCCCUCCAAAGCUGCCCCUGUCUUCGCCCCCACAAGCGGAAGUCCGCUGUUUAACUAUCCGCUACGCAUCUCUAGAUCACAGGAGCUAUCAUAAAGACUAUAAUCUACCUUAUGUUCGCCGCUUUCGUCACUCGAAUCGGGGCAUGGUGACAGAUCUUCCGACUAGCGGGGUGGUGGGCAGGAACAAUUUGCAAAGUUUGGUGCAGGAUAAAUUGACCACGUUGAUGAAUAAAGAGUUCGCUAAUUGGAAAUUCAUCGGUGCUGAGAGAUCACUGCCUGGGCCACCGAGCAACAAUACACCAUGGGGAUAUAGUGAGAGAAGAGUAAAUGUUUAUAUUGAGAGACGACAGUGAGGAGCGAAGAAGUGUCUUCAGAGGCUUUCUACUUGUAUCGGGUUUCGAGAUGGAGGGCUCUCGUGGUGGAUUAUCAUUGAUUCUAGAGGCGUAGAAAUGAACGGGAACUUGGAUGAAUGGUUUAUGAUUUCAUUUUCUGUUGGCUCGUGGUGUUAAUGUCUGAUUUUAGCCCCGCAUGGAAUUCGGUUUUUGUCGGGAUAUCGAUCAUGUGAUCAUACAGAGGGAGCUGUAUUGACUAGCGCAGGCGCUAGCUUAUAAUCUAUCUAUAAAUGUACAUAGCUUUACAUAGUAAAUGGAUAAGAACAAUUACAUCACUAUAGACUAAAAAACUUUAC
Molecule: messenger RNA, 1110 nt
Organism: Botrytis cinerea B05.10
Lineage: Eukaryota; Fungi; Ascomycota; Leotiomycetes; Helotiales; Sclerotiniaceae
Exons: 2
Coding region: 359-775 (138 amino acids)
Source: RefSeq, a predicted model, not a curated record